Messenger RNA from Quercus robur (English oak), 1028 nucleotides. RefSeq names its product mitochondrial import receptor subunit TOM20. Gene Ontology annotation, biological process: protein insertion into mitochondrial outer membrane. Bases 164 to 775 code for a protein of 203 amino acids. Gene Ontology annotation, molecular function: protein binding. The record is from RefSeq and is a predicted model, not a curated record. Gene Ontology annotation, cellular component: mitochondrial outer membrane translocase complex. NCBI's taxonomy places the organism in Eukaryota, Viridiplantae, Streptophyta, Magnoliopsida, Fagales, Fagaceae. The transcript has 6 exons.
CGCACACAACUGUAAAGUGAGUGCAUAUAACAAUUCGACAAGGCGUAUAUUUCAAACCCUAGGACUUGGCUCACAGUACACACACAGUUCACAACACAUAUAUACACAGUUUCUCUCACAACAACAAUCUCCUCUUCUACCAGUCCAGUCCAGACCGUACAACAUGGAGUUCUCUCAGGAAGACUUCGAUCGCCUCUUGCUGUUCGAGCACGCUCGUAAAACUGCCGAAUCUAACUACGCCCAGAACCCCCUUGAUGCCGAUAAUCUAACAAAGUGGGGAGGAGCAUUGCUGGAGCUAUCACAAUUUCAAAACAUUGCGGAUUCAAAGAAUAUGAUUAAUGAUGCUAUUUCGAAGUUGGAAGAGGCUUUGCUUGUCGAUCCAGUGAAGCAUGAGGCAUUGUGGUGCCUGGGAAAUGCCCAAACCUCUCAGGCAUUUCUCACUCCUGACAUUGAUGAGGCGAAGGUUUUUUUUGAUAAGGCACGUGACUAUUUCCAAAAAGCAGCGGAUGAGAAUCCAUCCAAUGAACUCUACCAGAAGUCCUUGGAAAACACGGAUAAGGCGACUGACUUGCACAUGGAGAUCCACAAGCAUGGUCUUGUUCAACAGACUCUGGGUGGUGGGCCAUCUGCUUCUUCUAAUGAAAAGACUUCCAAGAAGAAGAAGAAGAGCAGUGAUCUCAAAUAUGACAUAUUUGGAUGGAUUAUCCUAGCAGUUGGAAUUGUUGCAUGGGUGGGUAUGGCAAAAUCCCACGUUCCUCCACCUGCUCCAAGAUAGGCCUUUUAUCUGCUCCAUAUUCAUGGCUACCUAAGGUUCAAAUUUAUUCUGAUAGAUUCAUCAAAAUUUGGGCUGACAAAUUCACCAUUCUGGAGAUGUAGUAAAUUUAGUAGCAUGUGAUAUGCUAUCCACAUGCUGAUUUUGAGUAAUAAUGUUUCUUUUGCUGAUUUGGUUAGGCAGAUAUAUUAUUGUUGUUCUCUUGUCAAUUUUGGCAAUGUAGGCUGAUUAUCUUAAGCUAUUUGUUUUUCAUUCA